GCGUCCGCCCUAUGUGCCGAUACCAUGUUGGAUGUUUGCUUAAAGUCUUUCAAAUAUUUAUGGCUUCUCGUAUUGUUGACCCUACUAAGCGGUUGGAAUCGGGAAACAUUGGCCCAGACGACUCAAAAUAUUAAUGUUUUCUUCAUCAAUGAGGUGGACAACGAGCCGGCGUCAAAGGCAGUGGAUGUGGUGCUUACGUAUUUGAAGAAAAACAUCCGCUAUGGCUUGUCCGUGCAAAUUGAAUCGAUUGAGGCCAAUAAAACGGAUGCCAAGGUGCUGCUGGAAGCAAUUUGCAACAAGUAUGCCGAUAGUAUUGAGAAGAAAAUGAUGCCACAUCUGGUCCUGGACACUACCAAGUCGGGCGUGGCCUCGGAGACGGUGAAGAGUUUCACCCAGGCCUUGGGUCUCCCCACCAUCAGUGCCUCGUACGGUCAGGAGGGGGAUCUACGGCAGUGGCGGGAUCUGGAUGAAAGCAAGCAAAAGUAUCUGCUACAGGUGAUGCCCCCGGGCGACAUUAUACCCGAGGUCAUCCGGAGCAUUGUGCGGCGUCUCAACAUCACCAAUGCGGCCAUCCUAUAUGACGAAACCUUUGUGAUGGACCACAAGUAUAAGUCCCUCCUGCAGAACAUUCAGACACGUCAUGUGAUCACAGCCAUUGCCAUGGAGGGCAAGCGGGAGCGCGAGGAGCAGAUCGAGAAGCUGCGCAAUCUGGACAUCAACAACUUCUUCAUUCUGGGCAACCUUCAGUCCAUACGCAUGGUACUCGAGUCCGUGAAGCCCGCCUACUUUGAGCGAAAUUUCGCCUGGCACGCCAUUACCCAAAACGAGGGUGAAGUUAGCAGUCAGCGCGACAAUGCCACGAUCAUGUUUCUCAAGCCCAUGGCAUAUACGCAAUUCCGGGAUCGCCUGGGCCUCCUGCGCACCACCUACAACCUGAACGAGGAGCCCCAACUGGCCUCGGCAUUCUACUUUGAUUUGGCUCUGCGCAGCUUCCUAACCAUCAAAGAAAUGCUUCAAUCGGGUGCCUGGCCCAAGGAUAUGGAGUAUCUGAACUGUGACGACUUCCAAGGCGGCAACACACCCCAGCGGAACCUCGAUCUCCGGGAAUACUUCACCAAGAUAAGCGAACCCACGUCGUAUGGCACUUUCGAGCUGGUCACGCAACCGAAGCAACCGUUCAAUGGCUUCAGCUAUAUGAAGUUCGAAAUGGAUAUAAAUGUGCUCCAAAUUCGUGGCGGCAGUUCAGUGAACAGCAAAUCGAUUGGCACGUGGACAGCUGGCCUGGACACCCCCCUCACCGUCAAGGAUGAGGAGCAGAUGAAGAAUCUGACAGCGGAUACGGUCUAUCGUAUAUACACUGUUGUGCAACCACCCUUUAUCAUGCGCGACGAGACCGCUCCGAAGGGCUACAAGGGCUACUGCAUCGAUCUGAUCAACGAGAUCGCCGCAAUUGUACACUUUGACUACACCAUCCAGGAGGUAGAGGACGGAAAAUUCGGUAACAUGGAUGAGAAGGGCGAGUGGAAUGGUAUCGUCAAGAAGCUGAUCGAUAAGCAGGCGGACAUCGGCCUGGGCAGCAUGUCGGUGAUGGCCGAACGAGAGAUAGUCAUUGACUUUACGGUGCCCUACUACGAUCUGGUGGGCAUCACCAUCAUGAUGCAGCGUCCCAGCUCCCCCAGUUCGCUAUUCAAGUUCCUCACCGUGCUGGAAACGAACGUGUGGCUGUGCAUCCUGGCAGCCUACUUCUUCACCAGCUUUCUCAUGUGGGUCUUUGACCGGUGGAGUCCUUACAGCUACCAGAACAACCGGGAGAAGUACAAGGAUGAUGAAGAGAAGCGCGAAUUCAAUCUGAAGGAGUGCCUCUGGUUCUGCAUGACCUCGCUGACCCCCCAGGGCGGUGGGGAGGCUCCCAAGAAUCUGUCCGGACGUCUUGUGGCUGCCACUUGGUGGCUUUUUGGUUUUAUCAUAAUUGCUUCGUACACGGCCAACUUGGCUGCCUUUCUGACUGUCUCCCGUUUGGACACGCCCGUCGAAAGCCUGGAUGAUCUGGCCAAGCAAUACAAGAUACUAUAUGCCCCGCUCAAUGGCUCCUCGGCCAUGACGUACUUCGAGCGUAUGGCCAACAUUGAGCAGAUGUUUUAUGAGAUCUGGAAGGAUCUAUCACUAAACGAUUCAUUGACUCCGCUAGAGCGAUCUAAGCUGGCCGUGUGGGAUUACCCGGUCAGCGACAAGUACACCAAGAUGUGGCAGGCCAUGCAGGAGGCAGCACUACCGGCUACACUCGACGAGGCUGUGGCGCGGGUCCGAAACUCAACCGCGGCCACGGGAUUUGCUUUUCUGGGAGACGCCACCGAUAUACGGUACCUGCAGUUGACCAACUGCGAUCUUCAGGUGGUGGGCGAGGAGUUCUCCCGAAAGCCCUAUGCCAUAGCCGUUCAGCAAGGCUCCCAUCUGAAGGAUCAAUUCAAUAAUGCCAUUCUAACGCUGCUCAACAAACGACAACUGGAGAAACUCAAGGAAAAGUGGUGGAAGAAUGACGAGGCGCAGGCUAAGUGCGACAAGCCAGAGGAUCAGUCAGAUGGUAUCUCCAUACAAAAUAUAGGCGGUGUGUUCAUUGUCAUCUUUGUGGGUAUUGGAAUGGCCUGCAUCACACUCGUCUUUGAGUACUGGUGGUAUCGAUACCGCAAGAAUCCGCGCAUCAUCGACGUGGCCGAGGCCUCCAAUUCAGAUCGUUCGAAUGUCAAAGACGUUACUGGCAAGCUGGCCGAUGGCGUAAUUUUGGGCAAUUCGGGGGAAAAGUUUGAAAAGUCGAAUGCUGCACUGCGUCCACGUUUCAAUCAGUAUCCGGCCACAUUCAAGCCACGUUUCUAGGAGAACUCUAUUAAUUUAUAGUGUAACUCGCACGGAGAAUAUCUACGUCUAGCAAUUAAGUAAAUUUGUGGCACUUU
Messenger RNA from Drosophila persimilis, 2948 nucleotides. It is a transcript of the gene Ir25a, whose product is annotated as ionotropic receptor 25a. Gene Ontology annotation, biological process: monoatomic ion transport; modulation of chemical synaptic transmission; synaptic transmission, glutamatergic. The record is from RefSeq and is a predicted model, not a curated record. The coding region runs from base 25 to 2871 and encodes 948 amino acids. Lineage: Eukaryota; Metazoa; Arthropoda; Insecta; Diptera; Drosophilidae. Gene Ontology annotation, molecular function: glutamate-gated receptor activity; transmitter-gated monoatomic ion channel activity involved in regulation of postsynaptic membrane potential. The transcript has 9 exons. Gene Ontology annotation, cellular component: plasma membrane; postsynaptic membrane.